AUCUUACGCCAGCAGCAAGUUCUCACUUACUGAUUUCGGGUUCUCUUAUAAACUUAACUCUCUUAAGAACAACCGUGAAAUGGCGAGAAAUUAUAAAUUAGUUAAAUCCACUCUAGAAUCCAAAUUGCUACGGAUAGAUUCAGUAAGAUAUAUCACUUGCGACCGCAAUGUUGCUGCGAGUUCUCGUCUUAUAUUGGAGUUUGCAAUCGGGAAAAGUGGCAGAAUCCACGGUGACGCCACUGCGAUACAAUCUGACGAUCCUCACGCACCUGGAAGGCGGUGCUCAGAACCGAUAUGAGGGAAUCGUAUCCAUAGAUUUGGAAGCGAAAAAGGCCAGUCGCUAUAUAUAUCUCAACUGCCGCUACCUAAACAUGUUUGUGGAAAAAACAUGGCUAUUGCGUUGGGCCAGCGGCAAGAGAAUCACCGCAACUGAUAUAAAGAAAAAUGCAAAAAAGCCCAACGAAGUCACAGUAGUUAUCAACCUUCCUCUCAGACUUGGCGAGACCUACACGAUGCACAUAUUCUAUACGGGCAAUCUGAAUAGACCUCAGAAAUACGGAUACUUUGCCGGCCAUUACGACCAAACGCCGCAAAUUUUUUACGCCCUAACCCGCUUGGAGCCGGACUACGCGCACACCGCGUUCCCUUGCUUCGAUAGCCCACUCCACCGGACUCCCUUCAACGUGACCAUGGUGCAUCAUCAGAAAUUCGUUGCCCUCAGCAAUAUGCCCGCCAUAAGGGAGACACCACACGAUGAGAUUAGAGACUAUGUGUGGACGACAUUUAUGACUUCUCCGCCGCUGGCUACCCGUCAGAUCAUGUGGGCUCUGCACCGCCUGGAGAAAGUUUCCCAUAGCGUUACAGCUACUGGAGAGAAGGUCACCACUUGGGCGCGUUGGCAAGUGAAGGAAAAGUUUGCAAAGGCGGCAGAAUUAACACCGAACCUGCUCAAAAACUAUGAGACCUUGUUCGGACUUCCAUUGCCGAAUGGGCCAGACUGGGGUGGAAAGUUCGAUCAAGUGGUGCUGCCGGGUUAUACGGAACUGUACAGCGGCAAGGGUCUGAUGGUUUACGGCGAGGAAGAGGUUGGCUCCAGCCAGAACCCGCUCAAAAGUCUUGAGGUAACGCUGGCGGAGCUGGUGGCGCGCCAGUGGAACGGACUACUGGUGAGCGCCUCCGACUGGGAUGCAUCGUAUGUGCGCGACGGCUUCAACAACUAUUUAGCCUUCCAAGUAUUGGCCAGGGACAACAAGGGGGAGUACAGCAGGACCUUCCUUCUCACAACUCGUCUAGAUGUCUUGAAUUAUGAUUCCCAGACUGAAACAAAGGCCAUCGCAGUCGAUGUGAGAGAGACCCGUCACAACAAAUUUCGCAAACACAAGAUGUGCCUGCUCGCCCACAUGGUAAAAUUGGCCAUCGGCGAUAAGGCGUUCUUUGAGGGAUUGCAUGAGUUCUUCCAGCGGUACUCCAGUUCCUCCGCUUCCACCAAUCAGCUUUGGAAGCAGUUGCAACGAGCGGCCCGGCGCAGUCACCAGCUGCCCAUCGGUGUGGUCCUGACCACUAUGAUGGAGUCAUGGCUGAAGCAACCAGGAUACCCACUACUUACCGUCCUUCGCAACAACAGGGAUAACAAGGUGACCAUCACACAGAGCCGCUACUAUCGGAAGAAAAUGAACAUCGUAUCAAAGGACUGCUGGUGGGUGCCAGUCGUCUACAUCACCAAGAACAUUUCGCUUCCCCAGGUUGAGUGGCUGGGCUGUGUGAACAAGGAAGCGGAGGUAAUAACGUUAAGCAACGUCGUUGAUCCGAAUGAGUGGUUGCUGUUGAAUGUCGAUGCUGCAGUCCCUGUUCGUGUCCUCUACGAUCUCUACAACUGGAGGCUGAUCAGUGAGGCUCUGCUCCAGGAUUUCUCCCAGAUCUCGGAGCUCAGCCGUGCCCAGUUGGUGGAUGAUGCCUUGAACCUAGCCUGGUCGGGUCAACUGCCCUAUAAGGUCGUCCUCAGCUUGAUCAAGUAUCUUUCGAAUGAAACCAGCAUUGCUGUUUGGCAAACGGCAGUUACUAAUCUGGAGAAGUUGCAGAGCAUCAUGAGAAUGAGCACUGGCUAUCGCAUCUUUAAGCUGUUCAUGCGGAUUCUCAUUGAGCCAUCUUUUAAAGCAAACUUCAAACCCUCUUCCGGGAAAGCCAGGACCGAUGCAGCAUCAAAAACCACGACAAGUCCAGAUAAACAAUCGAAAGCCUCGACAGGUCCUGACACACCGUCGCUGUCGGGGAUCAUGUACCGGCUGGCGUGUCAGUACGAAGUCAAAGAAUGCUUGACCGAUGCACAGCAGCAAUUUCAAAAGGCGAUGGACCAGAAUUCCACUUCCUCCAUUCCGGAGGAACUGCGGGAGACCGUGCUGUGCAGGGGCAUCCGCACCGGGUUGGAGUACCACUGGCUUAUGGUGCGAGAUAUGUUCUUUGAAGCCGUGAAAGAGAAGGAAAAGGGCAUUCUUCUAAAUUCCCUCAGCUGUACUACGGAGUAUUGGGCGAUGCAAAAGCUGCUCGGUUGGGCCUUCGACUUCGACAAGGUUCCUAAAACGCUGACAGUUGGCCUCCUGACCGCCGUGAUGCGCACCUCACUGGGUUUUUAUGUGGGCAAUCAGUUUCUGGUAGAUAAGAUGGAUGAAUUCGUGCGCCGCUUCACCAGCAACGAACUGAAGUCGGUUCUGAGUCCGUUUAUCAAUGCAGUGACCACCAAAGACGAGCUUGAUGAGCUGCAAUUUCUUAUUAAAAGGAAGCUGAAGUCCUUGACGAGCUCCAGUCUAACUGCCAUGCUAGAGCCCGCGUCGGACAGGUUGCACUGGCGGAAGUAUAACUAUUUUGACCUCCUUAACGCCAUCAAGAAUAUUACUGUAGACAAGGAUUCACAAAUCAGUUCUUUAUGGAAUUCGGUCUAGAAUAGCAUUUAAGUUAAGUAUUUGAUUUUUUGGGUACCGUCUUUUAGAUUGUCGCCCAUUUAGAAGUACACAGUACAUAACAUGGAAAAGCCCAAACAUCAUUUUUAUUUUUGUACAAUUCGAAUUGAAACCACUUUAACCACUAUAUCUGUAUAAAAUGUUCUUGUCUUUUAUCUGCAAACA
Molecule: messenger RNA, 3119 nt
Organism: Drosophila suzukii
Lineage: Eukaryota; Metazoa; Arthropoda; Insecta; Diptera; Drosophilidae
Product: aminopeptidase Q
Cellular component (GO): cytoplasm
Molecular function (GO): zinc ion binding; metallopeptidase activity
Source: RefSeq, a predicted model, not a curated record